This is a messenger RNA of Penaeus indicus, 1089 nucleotides long. RefSeq names its product basic proline-rich protein-like. The coding region runs from base 1 to 1089 and encodes 362 amino acids. The record is from RefSeq and is a predicted model, not a curated record. The transcript has 4 exons. Lineage: Eukaryota; Metazoa; Arthropoda; Malacostraca; Decapoda; Penaeidae.
AUGCGGAGGCGGACGGCUGCGAGGGCGUGGCGGUUGCAGCGAGGUUUCGCCGCGGGCUACCAGCGAGAAAAUGCCGUAGGGCAGGAGGCGCGCGAGCCUGGGGCGGAUUUGUACUCGGCUUGUUGCCCGCCGCGCCCCCCACCCAUCUCGCGCGUCGAGGCCGCCGGUCGCGGUCCCGGCCACGCCGCGUCUCUUUGCCGUGGUCGGGCCGGACUGCGCCGGUGCUUUGCGCCGGCUCGACGCCGCCUCGUGGGCGCUCCGAUACCGGCUCCGCGUGGCCCCGACGCAUCUCCGCCGCGGUGCCGGCGCCGGGCCGCCUUCCUCAGAGGGUUGUUGCCCCCGAGGCCCCCGGCGGGUUAUCCUUCGACUCCCCAGACGGUACCCUCGUGCGCCGCGCCGGCGGUUAAACAACCUCGCAAACCCGGCGCUGGCCCCCCUGCCUACGCCUUAAUCCGGGUCGCCACCUUCCACCAGGCCCGCUGCCCCCCUGCUUCCGGCAACCCGGCAUGCCGGCCCCUCCGGCACUCGCACAUCCCUCGGGUGCCCCGGCCGCACCUGCUCCUAGCCGCCCCAAGGCGGACUCCAGUCCGGCCCCCCCGCGGCCCCCCCGGCCGUCGGACGCGCCUCCCAAAACGCAAACGCCGCCCUAGCCCGCUCCUGGCCCGACUCCCACAUCCGUCAGCAGCCCCCUGUUGGGGUGGUGGGUUGCGCCAGUGCGGCCACUUUGCCCCUGCCUCCCGAUUCGCCCGUCCGCCGCCCGCGACCCACGACUACCUCCUGACGGUCCUGCUGCACCUUGCACGCCCACCGACCCGGACGAGCUGCCCGGGGCCGCCCAAAUAUUACAAGGCCGAGAAGCACGAGAAUCGCGGAUCAGAAGGUACCCCAGUGAGGGCCCGAGUCAUCAUUAAACCCAGGUUAUAUUCCCCAGGCUCGGAUGUUCCGGCAGGUAGACCAUCAAUUAAUGAUGGCCACAAGUCAGGUAGGCCGGGCCGCCCCCACCCGGGCAUCGGCAGAGUCUCGGAAGAAAGAGAUUCAAAGAUUCGGUCCGUCUAUGAUCCCUUUAAGGAGCAUCCGAGCCUGAAAUAA